Cutaneotrichosporon cavernicola is the source of this 2436-nucleotide messenger RNA. RefSeq lists its product as uncharacterized. The record is from RefSeq and is a predicted model, not a curated record. The transcript has 2 exons. Gene Ontology annotation, molecular function: RNA polymerase II cis-regulatory region sequence-specific DNA binding; DNA-binding transcription factor activity, RNA polymerase II-specific. NCBI's taxonomy places the organism in Eukaryota, Fungi, Basidiomycota, Tremellomycetes, Trichosporonales, Trichosporonaceae. Bases 1 to 2436 code for a protein of 811 amino acids. Gene Ontology annotation, cellular component: nucleus. Gene Ontology annotation, biological process: regulation of transcription by RNA polymerase II.
AUGGCCACCGCCGAACCUCAACACAUCGUCUCGGUCGAUGGGUUCCACGACUUUACCCACUUUAACCAGCGAGACUUUAGUUGUUUGUCACAGAGUGGAGGGAUGGGCAGCCUUUCGGGGCACAACAGUCAAGUGGAAUCAGAUGCGGAGUCAUCACCCAUCCACGAUCAACAUUCCUUCUCUGCCGGUGAUCUCAGCGGCAACUCGAGUUUCGAGUGGAACUUCCAGAACAUGAUGCCCGGCAGUACCUCGUCAUCUUACGAACAGUCUCUCGACACUCCUCCUAACCUCUCACAGAGUAGCUUUGCCGAGUCCAACGAAAUCAAUCCCUCGCAGGUUGGUGCCUUGGGUUUCUUAAACCCAGCCCAGCUCAACCUCCCCACGUCCACAUCCACAUCCGGGUCAUGUGCCAGUGGGUCGCCGACAGGGGUCGAGCCGAUCUUACAUGUGUUUGCUCCGUCAAUGGUGUCACCGCAGCUGCCGACGGCGGACAACGUCAACCUCAAGAGGAAGCGCCAGAAUUCGCUUCCCGACCUCUACUCGAACAUUGAGCAAGGCCUACCGCCAUCGCGACCAUUUCACCGUUCGGUGUCGAUCGGUACCGUUGCCGACUUUGAGUUUCAGUUCCCGGUCGUGCCGUCGCAGAAUUCGCAACCUCUGCCGCCGUUCAAGUCGCAGUCGCAGUCGCAGCCGCCGCAGGAACGGCAACGAGUGAUUCGGCGGCAGCGUACGGUCAGCGCGUCAAACUCGCCGUGCCUGGACCAGAGUGCCCCUAUCGAUGGUCUCAUGAGCGCGAUGCCCAUUACGCAACACCCGCAGUCGUUUGCCCCUGUGCCUCAAACCCAAGGCCCACCCGCAUCCGUUCCGCCUCAGAACAUGCCGAACCGUACCUUCAACCGCUCCCUCGCGACGAUCCCAGAAGCGCCGAGCAAUGCCCAACCGCAUGUCACCUGGACCACCUCUCCUCAUCUUCAAGAUGGCAGCAGCAUGCUUUCCCGUCCAACUCAGCACCUCUCUUCAUCCCAUUCCCAGUCGCAGCAGCCGGUCUUUGAGUACAGCGGCGACAUGGCGGCGACGUACACGAUGCCAGCCCCGCCUGUGGCACCACAGCUCCCGUCACCGGCUUUCCACCCAUCGCCGAUGCUUGCUUCCCCGGCUGUCGGACACUCGCCCAUGCUUCACUCGCCUGCCGGCACUGUUACAACUGCAACUCCGACUCUACCACCCACAGUCCCAAGGUCGUUUCCACACGGUCGUGCGCUGUCCAUGUCGGGCAUGCCCACGUUUGCCAACGUCAAGCCGCACCAGCAAAUGCAGCAACAACCUCCACCUCAGAUGGCUGCAUACUCGCAGCAGAUCAAUAGCGCCAUGGCCAGCGCAAUGAUGCCUGUGAUGCAACCGCAGCAAGUUGGUAUGGGUCGUCCAAUCCACACACCUGCCCACAUCCGCCGGUCAUCCGACUCGGAGCUGGCUCUCGCUACGUAUCAGCCCAACGUCAGUACCAUGCUCCGUUCCACGAGCGUGCCACAAGUCCCUCCUCAAGCCUUCCGUCACAAUGGCGCCCAGGUGUUUGGGGGAAUGCUUGGGUUUGAACAGCAACACCAGGUUCUUCCUCCUCCUCCAGUAACGACGUACUCUGCGAGCGGAAUGAUCCCAGGGCACGCGUUCCAUCAGUACCAGCCCACUGUUGGAUUUGGCCAACCGAGCAUGCCGGGAUCGCCUCCUCGAAAGCGCCCUGCGCCAAAGCGGCAACGUGUCGGCAACCCCCUGAAGCCUGGCCCAAGGGGGAAAAAGGCACUCAAGAUGCCGUCCCCGGUGCCUACCGCCCUGGUUCCCGCACCGUAUGGUGCCACUCUCGAUACCUCGAUGUUUGUGGCAGGCAAUGGCAGCAUCUGCACAGAUCCCAAGCCAACUUGUGCUAGGAUCUACGAGCCUGUCGGCGUAGACGAGUUCCGCGCAGCAUUCGAUGUCACUUCGCAGGGCACGCUCGUCAUCAAGCCGACCGUCGACAUGGAUCAGCUGGUCGAGCGCCUCCUCGAAAUGCACUUUACUGGCAACACGACGGUCGUAGACCAGUGCUUCCGCGAGUGCUACGAGGAGACAUCAGAGUGGAACGAGGCCGCGCAGAAGAAGACCAAGUACUUCAAGUGCCGCUUCGAUGAGUGCAGGGACCACCCGUUCCCUCGCAAGUCUGCGAUCGACAGUCACGUCAAGACCCACGUUGGCUUCCGCGAGUUCCGUUGCACCCAGGACCCUGAGUGCCGUAUCAGCUUUGUCCGCAAGCAUGACCGCGACCGUCACCACUUGACGCACCGCGAGAGCAAGACCUUCAAGUGUCCCCAGUGCGGCGAGGACUUUGCUCGCAGCGACGCCCUCCUGCGUCAUGGCGCCAAGCCAGGCGCAUGCAAGGCUCGCAUGGUUGACAUGGGCAUUUAA